Messenger RNA from Arachis ipaensis, 3001 nucleotides. The record is from RefSeq and is a predicted model, not a curated record. Lineage: Eukaryota; Viridiplantae; Streptophyta; Magnoliopsida; Fabales; Fabaceae.
CCAAAAGAUAAAGUUGUAUUGAAAAAGAGUGGAUAGGGUAAAUAUUAGGAAUGAUAAGGGUUACAUAGGUGUGUUCUUUGAUGCAGAGAUCUAAAGAUUUAGAAGUUCAAUUCAUCGAUUGUUUACUUAUAUUUUUCUCUUUGAUAUAUUUUCGUUUAUUCCAUUAGAAGAUUAUUCAUGGUUUUGUUUCUAGGAUGUGAUUUGUAGCAUUUAGAUAUUUUUUUUUUGCAUCAUGUAGAAGUGGUUUUGGUGAUUGGUGGUUGUUUGGUUUUCCCCCAAAAUCUGGAUUUGUAUUCUGACAAGGGAUAAGGUUUGUGAUUGUAAAUCUGAUGUCAUUGAUUCUGUAGAUUUCUUCUUUUGUUUUCUUUUUAUUUUUAAAUUCAAAUUUUUUUGUUUAUUUCAUUAGAAGAUUAUUCAUGGUUUUGUUUUUAGGAUGUGGUUUGUAGCAUUCAGAUAUUUGUGAUGUAUGACGUAGAAGUGGUUUUGGUAAUUGGUGGUUGUUUGGUUUUCUCCCAAAAUCUGGAUUUGGAUUCUGACAAGUGAUAAGGUUUGUGAUUGUAGAUCUGAUGUCAUUGAUUCUGUAGAUUUCUUCUGUUGUUUUCUUUUUAUUUUUAAAUUCGCAUUUUUUUUAUUAUACAUCAUGUAAAUGCUUUAUGCUUUUCGUUUCAUCUUUAUUUGCAUGUGUCUACUCUAUAGAAUGAAGGCUUACUUGAUUUGAUGUUUGAUAGAGAUCUUUUAUGGAGAUGUGAGAUGUGUGAAUGUGGAGUAGUUGGUGGUUGUCAGUAUAAACUUCCGUGGUAUUAAAAAUGGUAGUUUCCUUAUCAUAUCAUUUCUUUUCCUAAGAAAACCCUAAAUUAGUGUAUGAGAAACCUCAGUUCUUUCUGGAUUUGCAAGGUGAACAAUCUUUAUUUCCCUCCAUUUUGCUAAAAAAAUUGAAUUCAAAUUUGAAGCUAUUCAUAUGACGUUUUCUAUAAAAGAGGGUUGAAGUGAUAAGAGUAGUGCAGAUCAUUGGCUUUGUUCAUCUUUCAUGUAUCUUCAUAUUGUUGUUGUUUUCUUUUCUACAAGUGUUUUAGUGCGUUCAAAUGAGUCCAUCUUUUGAUGCUAUUAGCAAGAUUGUUCCUGCAAGAGAGGCUUGGAGGCUUAAGGUGAGGUUAAUUAGAGCUUAGAUUGUUCCAAGCUUUGGAAAUCCAAAUUCUCCAAAUUCAAUGGAGCUCAUUUUGGUGGAUGAAAAUUCAAACAAAAUUCAGGCCACUAUAAGGAGGCAACUUAUCAACAAGUUUAAAGAUAAUAUUCUUGAAGGAAAUUGCUACAAGAUGUGUUAUUUCUCUGUUGUUCCAAAUCAUGGCUCUUAUAGAGCUACAAAACAUGAGUUUAAGCUUAUAUUUCUCUUCCGAACAACAGUAACAACUAUACCAGAUGAUAUCAUACCUAGAGUCUGUUUUACUCUAUAUCCUUUUGAGGAGAUAUUGCAAAUGAGCCAAGAUCAUGAUUAUUUAGUUGAUAUUAUUGGGUUGCUGACUUUAGUUGGGGAGGAAAAGACUUAUGAUAAAGGUGGAAAAACAAUCAAAAUAGUUGUUGUGGAGCUUUCUUCCCAGAAGAUGGUGCUUAGCUGCGCCCUAUUUGGAGAAUAUGUGGAUCAAUUAAAUCCUUUUCUUUCUUCUGGUUAUGUUGAACAACCAGUAGUGAUUCUUCAACUUGCCAAAGUUAAGCUUUUUCGAGGUUAACCUAGGUUGUAAAAUGUCAUGAAAGCAACAAAAAUAUAUUUUAAUCCUGACUUGGCAAAGGUUGUUGAUUUCAGGAAGAGCAUGGUAAAGCAAGGGAUAAAUGGGACUCAGCCGUUGUUCAUUGCUAAUGAAGGAAAAACUAUCUCAUUGGAGGAUGACUUCAUGAGGUUGACUAAGAAAUCUACAAUAGAUGAGUUGCAAGAAAACAAAGAGGAUGGGACCUUUGUCAUUCUAAGUACUAUUACUGAUGUCGUAGAAGAGGGGUGUUAGUGGUAUUCUACCUGUGUUUGUGGGAAGGAAGUACAUCCUAAGUCUGGUGUUUACUUUUGUGAUAUGUGCAUGCAUCAUUUGACAAAUGUGAUCCCAAGGUAUAGGCUCAAGGUAGUUGUAUUAGAUGAAACUGGACAGGGUAUAUUUGUCCUCUUUGAUCGUGAAACAACCUAUUUGGUUAAAAAAACAUGUGCUGACCUAUUUAAUGAUGUCCUCUGUGGGGAUGAAUACCCUAUCAUUUUUAGAAAUUUAGAGGGCAAAAAAGUCUUGCUAAAAGUGGAUACUAAGUCUCUUGGUGUUGAUAGAUAUUUUGGAACUUUUCGUGUGAAGAGGAUUUGUGAUGAUGCUGCAAUUCUUUCAAUGUUUGAGCUUGCUCAGACUGAAAUAACACCUUUGAAGGAUGCACCUAUUCCUGUAUUUGGCCCUGAGCUGGGUGAAACUUCUAAUACAAAAUGUGUAGAGAAUACUGUUAUGUCAUCUUUUCUUCAGAAAGGAGCAAAUGUUGCUAGACUUGAUGAUAUACACUUAGAUAUGGAUGGUGUUAAGGAGGUUGAUAUUCAGGACCAUUCUAUUGAUAGUGAUGAGAAUGUGGUGUUGUCGGAUGAUAUUGCCUCACUUAUUCGGUCUGAUGUUGAGGAGACUCAGGAUUUGCUCUCACACCUUUUAGAUGACUCAAGGAAAGUUAAUGUGUCUAAUGUUGUUCAGAAAGAUGUAGUAUGUUUAAAAGUGAAGAGAAAUCAUGAGGCUGACUUUGAGAAGGAUCUUGAGGAUACUGUUGCUCAUUGCUCUAAGAUAAUCAAGAUUGAAUAUAUUUAAGAUGGGUGUUUAUGGAUGAAAAGCUAGUUGCUGUCUUAGGUCUAUGAAGUUAGAUUCACGUAAUAUGUUUUAUCUUUGUUAUGGUGGAUUACAUGUGAGGUUUAUUAAUCUUCCUCUUUUUUGAGGUGUGUCCAGCUGCUAGGAGAGCCAUCUUUGUUCCUCUUUCUUUUUUGGAAGAGCUUUUGCGUUUU